AUGAAGCGUCUUUCUUCAUUCCUGCAGCGCGCAAGAGGACGGAAACCCUCUCCUACUCAGCCUGAACAUCCUUCUCCGGCUCCUCCAGGGCAGGUUCCAGCUCCAGCACCCCAAGCUUGCCCACCAUCGCAACAAUAUAAUAUCCAGGCAGCUGGUGCAACACUUAGUGUGGCAUUGCAGAACCAAACUACGUCUUCUACAGUGUAUGCCUAUAUUACCGGACAGGCACUCGACAAUAACAAUGCUUUAUUUCUACUUUCCGCUGACGGACGAACACCAUACUAUCCCACCUCACCAGGGUCCGUCGGUUCACCACUUCCACAAAACUGUGCCAUCGCUCUCGGUGCGCCAGGGAAUACUGUGACUGUAACAAUCCCGCAUAUCGCAGGUGGUCGGAUCUGGUUUGCGAUCGGAUCUACCUUGACUUUCCUCCUCAACCCAGGUCCUGCUCUGGUCGAACCGUCUGUCACCAAUGCGUCCGAUCCUAAUGCCAACAUUGACUGGGGAUUCGCCGAGUUCACGUUCAACCAGGACCAGCUUUACGCCAACAUCAGCUACGUCGACUUCGUGGGCCCACCGAUCGCGCUUACCCUCACGACGGUGAACAGUGGGACUCAGCACGUCUCAGGCAUGCCGGCAAAUGGUCUCGACCAAGUCUGCAACGGCCUCCGCUCACAAAACUCCACUGACGGCAAGGGAUGGGACCAGUUGAUCGUGACGCGCAACGGGCAAAACCUGCGCGCGCUCUCCCCCAAUCAAGGUAUGGUAACCAACGCGAACCUCUUCGCAGGCUAUUACGACGACUACGUCAACCGGGUCUGGACGAAAUUCACGACUCAAAAGAUGUCGAUCGACACGCAAGCUUCAUACGGCACGGUGUCUGCGCAGGUUUCUGAGCCUUCGGACACAUUGUCCUUUGGCGGUUCGCAAUUCUCGAAACCCUCGACACGAGACAUCUUCACUUGCUCGACUGGUCCUUUUGCGACCGGCUCGAAUGCCGAGACCAAUGCGAUCAUUCCUCGACUAGCUGCGGCGUUCAACCGGUCUACACUGCUCGUCAGCGACACCUUCCCCGCCGAUCAGAGUCUUUACUACCAAGAUCCCGUCACGAAUCAUUAUAGCCGGAUCGUGCAUGCGGCGAAUCUCGACGGGAAGGGCUACGCGUUCCCUUAUGAUGAUGUCCAGCCCACGAAUGGAAAGGAUCAGAGCGGAGAAGUGCACGCGGGAGACCCCACGUUGUUCACGGUGACGGUGGGAGGCGGGAAUGCCAGUGUCAAUCCGCCAAAGAAGGAGCUUUGA
This is a messenger RNA of Exophiala xenobiotica, 1299 nucleotides long. RefSeq lists its product as uncharacterized. The record is from RefSeq and is a predicted model, not a curated record. The coding region runs from base 1 to 1299 and encodes 432 amino acids. The transcript has a single exon. Lineage: Eukaryota; Fungi; Ascomycota; Eurotiomycetes; Chaetothyriales; Herpotrichiellaceae.